Hyposmocoma kahamanoa is the source of this 1338-nucleotide messenger RNA. RefSeq lists its product as uncharacterized. Lineage: Eukaryota; Metazoa; Arthropoda; Insecta; Lepidoptera; Cosmopterigidae. The transcript has 5 exons. Bases 73 to 1263 code for a protein of 396 amino acids. The record is from RefSeq and is a predicted model, not a curated record.
AAGCACGGGUGUUCGUAUUUAUUGUGAUUUUUAUGAUUAAUAGUAAUAAAAUAACAAGCAAGUUCGUGUAAAAUGAGUAAUACUGACGUGGAAAAUAAAGUAACAAAAACAAGUGAAAUAAAUGGAGGUGUUAAUGAUAAGACGCCUAAAAAUUGGGUGAAAUUCGACGAUGAGUCUACGCCAACAAGUGAUCCCUUGUCAGAAUCUACAGCGGCGGGUAUUUCGACGGCAGCCACACCAAGCACAUCAGAUACUCCUACUCCUGAACGUCCUGCAGUGCUGAGAACUGAAACUGUACAUGUUAAUUUAGAACGAGGCGACAGACACAUAGAAACAGUCCCUCCUGUUACUCUUUCUAAAAACGUCGAAUUCGUGAAUGUGCGUCAUGGAUUUGCUAAUGGUGACAUAAUCGUGACGCUGCUUCCCAUAAAUUCAAAAUGGCCAUGGAUCACCGCUGCUCACUUCCGACCAGAACUCGUGCCUGAGGAAUUAAUGGCACAAGGACUUACCCUGACAGUUGAAGAAUAUGUGCAUGCAAUGGAACUCCUGGUUAAUGAUGCUAGAUUUACUCUGUACAACAUUUGCUAUAAACGUGUCCUCGUCUGCUGGAUUACUCUGGCUUUCCUUGUUCUCUUAGCAUUGUUAUUUUCGGGGUUAACUGGCCUCACAUUGUUUUCCUUAGGAGUCUUAUGGCUUAUCCUAAAUGCAGCAGCUAUAUUUCUUUGCAUGUGGAUAAAAUUGAGACUCUCAAAAGGUCUGGAACAAUGCCUUGCCAGUGUCAACAAAUUGCUCAAUAAACAUAAACUGAUACUUGCGCUGGAUGACAGAGGAAAGAUAUCAUGUCACAAAGUGAACCUAUGUUUCAUUUACUUUGACUCUGCACCUUGCGUAGCUCAUAUACAGCAGUUCAUUGAGAGUGAAGAAGGCAAGACAAUAAUGCAGGGCUGGGAGCAGAGGCUGGAUGUCUCUGCCAAUGAUAUUGUUAUCCAAGGGAAUCAACAAACUAGAUUAUCCAGGAGACAGGGUAUGGCAGAGCAAGUGUACCUCCGGUACCUGCAGCGGUGGGGCAAAGACUUCUUGCGGCGCCGGCUCGACUGGACUCUUGACGAGGACGGCGGUAACCCCGCGGCGCCGCGACAUUUAGCGCAAGCGCUCUGCCCGUGCCAGUACGUUGAGGAGGUCUUGCGCAAUAAAGAGCCGAAAGACUCCCGCGCCUGUUGCCCGUUCUGCAACGACUGGCUCAGGCGGCGCGGUCUCGAUUGACCAAACCGCUUCACGUUUGGAAAGAGGUGCGCUUCUGUUAUUACGUUACGCGGGCCGAUGGGGUGCCUACGCUGU